Molecule: messenger RNA, 2736 nt
Organism: Telopea speciosissima
Lineage: Eukaryota; Viridiplantae; Streptophyta; Magnoliopsida; Proteales; Proteaceae
Product: protein transport protein SEC24-1
Exons: 14
Coding region: 123-2360 (745 amino acids)
Biological process (GO): COPII-coated vesicle cargo loading; intracellular protein transport; endoplasmic reticulum to Golgi vesicle-mediated transport
Cellular component (GO): COPII vesicle coat; endoplasmic reticulum exit site
Molecular function (GO): SNARE binding; zinc ion binding
Source: RefSeq, a predicted model, not a curated record
CUGUAGACACUGGAUUAUUCAUCCACCAUGAUUGCAUCGCCAUUGCUGUUGUUUCCUAAGAAAGCCUGAAAACCUCUAUUUAUUUUGGGUUUCUCGUCUCUGGAGCACAGAAAUUCUCAACAAUGGCGGUUAGAGCAACUGUUUCGCGAUUUCCAAUAGACGCCGAUGCUCAAGAGGCUGGAGGAUUGCCGUGGGGGGUUACAGUGACACCAUUCGCGACGACUGAUGAGCAUGGAAACCCGCCGGCAUAUGGUGCUGAUGGUCAUCUUCUUCCUCGCUGUGAGAACUGCUGGGCGUACUUCAAUACAUACUGCGAAUUAGAGCAGUGGGCGUGGAGUUGCUCCCUCUGUGGAGCCCUUAAUGGUCUCAGUUCGCAGGCUAUCGCUCGUUAUUCUCAGCCACUGUCCUGUGCGGAGAUGAUGUCGUCUUUCAUUGAUCUCGAAAUGCCUGUGGAUGGACCCGGUGAAGAUGCAAUACAGGCAUGUCCGGUCUAUGUCGCAGCGGUGGAUCUGUCGUCUUCUGAAGAGUUUUUAGAACUUAUCAAAAGCGCUCUUUUAGCAGCUUUGGAAGCUCUUGGGCCAGGAUCUCUGUUUGGUCUUGCUACAUUCAGCCACAAAAUAGGAUUAUAUGAUGUUCAAGGGCCAAUACCAGUAGUGAAGAAUAUUUUCAUUCCCCCAGAUAUGGAUGGCACCCUGCAAAUUGAGCUUGAAGAUGCUAUGCCUUUGUCAUCCUUUUUGGCUCCUGUAGAAACUUGUAAGGACCGCAUCGCUGCAGCUCUUGAAACACUAAAGCCAACAACUUCCUGGGAAAGAACCACUGCUGCAGGGCAAGGACUAGAUGGUGUGUUUCUCGGUGGGCGAGGUUUUGGAGUAGCAAUGGAAUCCAUCAUCAAUUACCUGGGCUCAGAAUAUGGAAAUACAUUUGCACUAGCUAGGAUCUUUGCCUUUUUAUCUGGUCCUCCUGAUUAUGGAGCUGGGCAAUUAGAUACGAGACGUUAUGGUGAGCAGUAUGCUAGCAAAAGGGAGGAUGCUGACCGUGCUUUACUUCCUCCACAGACACCUUUCUACAAAGAUCUGGCUGCUGUCGCUGUUCAAGCAGGUGUUUGUGUGGAUAUAUUCGCCAUUACAAACGAAUACACUGAUUUGGCAUCACUGAAGUUUCUUAGUAUUGAGAGUGGAGGGUCUCUGUUUUUGUAUUCCAACACUGAUGACUCGACACUUCCUCAAGACAUGUAUCGAAUGUUGAGUCGUCCAUAUGCAUUUGGCUGUGUACUGCGAUUGAGGACAUCUACUGAAUUCAAACCUGGUCGUUCUUAUGGUCAUUUCUUCCCAGAUCCCCAGUAUGAAAAUGUUCAACAUAUUAUUUGUUGCGACUCUUAUGCUACUUAUGCUUACGACUUUGACUUCACCAGUGCUGUUGGAUUUUCAAGAAAUGCUGCAGACCCUCCCGUGCUACAGAUAGCUUUUCAAUAUACUGUUGUUGUGCCACCAGAGGACCUUGCAAGGUUUGAAAUGAUUUCUCCUAAUAGAUCCAAGCAUUCCCUCAAACGCCGAAUAAGGAUACGGACAAUACAGUAUGGAACUGCUAGAAAUAUCAAUGAAGUGUAUGACACUGUUGAUUCUGAAGUCAUUUUAUCGAUCCUUGUUCACAAGGUUAUUUCAGCAUCUUUGGAGCAAGGAGUCCGGGAAGGGAGGAUGUUGCUCCAUGACUGGCUAGUAAUUCUCACAGCUCAAUACAAUGAUGUUUGCAAAGUUGUUCAGUAUGGGAAUGAAAGCGUAGCAAGUUCUCCGAUUGAUGUCACACUCGCACAAUGUCCACAACUGCAACCUUUACCCCGCCUUGUAUUUGCUUUGCUCAGAAAUCCCCUUCUUCGGUUCCAUGAAGAAGGUGUUCAUCCAGACUAUCGUAUAUACCUGCAAUGCCUUUUCAGUGCCUUGGAACCGAGUUCUCUUCACUGUGCGGUGUAUCCUGUACUGACAUCAUAUGCUACCCCAGAUAAGCAAGCAUAUCCUCGCCACUCAUUGAGUCAUGCUGCCCUUAUAACUAGCGGAAGUCCAAUAUUUUUUCUGGAUGCCUUCACCACUCUCAUUGUUUAUUAUUCUUCAACUGCAGACCCAACCAUUCCUUUUCCUCCUCCACAUGAUUGCCUACUUCGGACUACAAUUAACAAACUGAAGCAGGAGAGAAGUAUCACACCAAAGCUUAUAUUUAUCCGGGGAGGACACGAUGAUGCCUCUCCAUUUGAAAACUACCUUAUUGAAGAGCAAGAUGUUGAUGGGAGUGGUCUCACUAGUGCCAUGGGUUUCGUUUCCUUCCUUGAAGAUAUCAGCCAGAAUGUUUUGGAAUACAUGAAGACUUGAUGUCACAUAAUCAAACCUCAACAUAACUUAGAAAGAAAAAUACAACUUAUUAACCUAUUACAGUGCCAAGACAUGGAAGAGAUUGGAGGGCCUUUGAUAGGAACAAUCAUAUGUAGCAAUGUAACUUGAUAGAUAUUGAGAAAUUCCGCAUUUAGAGAGUUGGAUAGAGAACAAGAGCGUAUUCUGAUACACCAGAUGCAUUUCUGGGCAGAAGUUUUUAUGAUAUUAUCAUAGCAUGCUUGUUGGCGUAAGGACAAAAGUUUUAGUGAGAACAUUCUUGGUGUGGCAAAUUGGGGCAGAGUCUGGAUCAGUCAACGUUAUUGCAUCAAUGUUAACUUAAUGUGACCAGUCACAUUGGAUGAGGCAUUAGAGCGAA